This is a messenger RNA of Aureobasidium uvarum, 750 nucleotides long. Lineage: Eukaryota; Fungi; Ascomycota; Dothideomycetes; Dothideales; Saccotheciaceae. The record is from the annotation of a GenBank genome assembly.
AUGCCGCACCAUUCCAACCGACCCGUCCAUCCGCCUUCCAUUCGUCGUCCCUAUGUCUCUGAACAUGACCUCGUCCAGUGUCCCAACGAUGAGAGUGCAGCGUCUAUUGAGCACCCAACUUUCUUUCUUCUAUCCGACUCAGACACGGACACAAGCUUGUACAUUGGUGAUGGCAGCCUCGACGGCGAGACUCUGGUGGGAGCCCCCUCUCCUAGAACUUCGUAUUCUAGAACCAGAACCGCCAGUACUCGUACCUCCACCCCUGAUGGCCCCUCAGAUGUCGACAGUGAUGGGUUCUCAUCGAACUUUUGGAACAUAUCGCCAGAAGAACGCGCUCUCAUGACUAACAGUGCCAACUUUGCUCGCGGCCGCCGCCGGCGUCGUGGUGCCAUCCAAGCUGAUGCUGUUUCGGAGCCUGGUCCUUCUUCGCCGCUGUCAUCGACCCCUUCCGUCAAACUGUCUCCACCCGCCUCUCCUCUUGGAUCUUCUUGGGCUCAGGUUCCUCAUGAUGACAGCGGUAAUGGUAUUGCUCGUGUCUCCGAUCCCUCUGACGCUCCUGAAAACUCCACGACAUCCCCUCGUGGUCGUCUACAACGCUCAUUCACACCUUCGGAGCGAGACAAUGCUGGUGUGGUCUUAGUGCCCGGUCUUUUUCGUCGCCUGGGCCGUCCUUUCUCUGUUUCGACGAUCGGUCUGCCUUCUACCGGUCGAUUAUCACGCCUACGUCGUUUGUUCUCUCGUCGUCGUUAA